AUGGGUCUUAGGGUUAAGAAUGCAGCAAAGCAACUGCAAAGGUGCUUCCACCACCUCAAGCGCAUGAAGAAGAUCGCAGACGAAUCAAACCCUACUCGAGGAUACUUCCCUGUGGUGACCAUGGGCAACGCCGAGGCAAAAAGGUUUUUGGUUGAUUUGAGCUACCUUGCUUAUCCUCCCUUCCUCAAGCUGUUGGAAGAGGCUGAACAUGAGUUUGGAUUUGAUCAACCUCGUGUCUUGACUGUGCCAUGUGAUGCAAAUGAGCUCCAUACAAUCCUCUUGAGAAAAAGAGUUAUGAGUGACAUGACAAGCUCCAUACAAUCCUCUUGA
Messenger RNA from Thlaspi arvense, 330 nucleotides. Lineage: Eukaryota; Viridiplantae; Streptophyta; Magnoliopsida; Brassicales; Brassicaceae. The record is from the annotation of a GenBank genome assembly.